AGUUCACUACGUCACUGUGACUUUUCGACAUUCCUGGGGGGAAUUUCGAUAUGCGCGCGCAAAAUGUCGAUCAGUUUCAACAGGGUGACCAUGGUAACGGCCAGGGAAAAGCAAAUUCCAGGAUUUUCAGGACCUUUUUGAAACUUUUUGAGUGAAUCCGUGGGCGAAAUGAGUGAAGAAUUGGCCAAGGUUGGCCUUUACAUCGAUGACCUGUACCUACUGAGGGUGAUUGAGCCAGAAAUUGCCAAUGAAACCAACGAUCUCAGGCAUGAUUGCACCAGCUACAGCGACAAGCUCCAGGACUUCCAGACACUCAUCCAGAGCUUCAUCAGGGUGGCAGAAGACUUUGGAGCCGAGGUGGAGCGAGAGAAAAUCCGCACAAUUGGCAUUCAGAAUCUCGUGAAGAAUCUCUCAAAGCAGCGAGAAUCCGAACACCAGAAGAUUCAGUCGCAGAUUGUUGAGAAAUCCCUGGAAUUAGAACGCCUAAAGAUUGAGCUACAGCACCUGCAGCGCAUUGAAUCCGAACAGCAAGAGAUCAUCGACAAUUUCUAUCAAACUCAAUAAAAGAAACCCCAAAAUUUGUUCAUUGAUUUUUAUUCAAUUAAAUUACUCACGAAAUUUCUCGGAUCGUCUUCUGAUAAACAUUUUUUUUUUGUUGUAAAAUUAAACAUUAAUGAAUAUUUUUUUUUAGCAAUUCUGUUCACUAAAUGAAUGUAUGACAAAAUUGUAACUUUUCUCAUUUGAAAGUAAAACGUGUUUCUUAAA
Molecule: messenger RNA, 765 nt
Organism: Phlebotomus papatasi
Lineage: Eukaryota; Metazoa; Arthropoda; Insecta; Diptera; Psychodidae
Gene: IFT20
Product: intraflagellar transport protein 20 homolog
Exons: 2
Coding region: 169-564 (131 amino acids)
Biological process (GO): centrosome localization; intraciliary transport; protein localization to cilium
Cellular component (GO): cilium; intraciliary transport particle B; Golgi apparatus
Source: RefSeq, a predicted model, not a curated record